CCCCAGAACCCUCCGGGCGCCCGCCGCCGGCCGCGGCCUCCCGAGUGGAGCGGCUCCGGCAGGCGGAGAUCGGGCAGUGCGGUGGCUAUGGUGCCUUUCCUCUGCGCCCCCGCGCCCUGACGGGAGAUCCAGUAACACCUUUCUUCCUACUUCUGAAGGUUGCUAAGGUUUCUCUUGAUUUGGACACAGCACUGGAAACAACUUCUGUGGGCAAAAAUGGGCUGCCGGGAUGUUCACGCAGCAACAGUACUGGCCUUCCUCAGUGGAACAGCCUCAGUAGCUGGACUCCUUGCAGCCGUUCUGCUUCCAAACUGGAGGCAAAUGAGACUGUACACGUUCAACAAGAAUGAGAGGAAUGUGACUGUUUACACUGGACUCUGGAUUAAGUGCGCUCGCUUUGAUGGGAGCAGAGACUGUGUGAUCUAUGACCCACAGUGGUACACUGCUGUCGAUCAACUGGAUUUGCGUGUUCUUCAGUUCGCCCUUCCACUGAGUAUGUUAACUGCCGUCUCCGCUCUGUUUCUCUGCUUGAUUGGCAUGUGUAACACAGCCUUUGUUUCCACCGUGCCAAACAUCAAAUUGGCCAAAUGCCUUGUAAACAGUGCGGGCUGCCAUCUCGUGGCUGGCCUCUUGUUCCUGCUUGCGUGUGCCAUUUGUCUCACUCCAUCAAUCUGGGUCAUUUUUUAUAACAAUUACCUGAACAGAAAAUACGAGCCUGUCUUUAGCUUUGACAUUUCUGUGUUUAUUGCCAUUGCCAGUGCUGGCGGUCUGUUUUUCACUUCCGUUCUGCUGUUUCUGUGGUACUGCGCAUGUAAAAGCCUACCUUCUCCUUUCUGGCAGCCCCUCUAUUCCCAUGCCCCCAGCAUGCACAGCUAUGCCUCUCAGCCCUAUUCUGCGCGCUCUCGCCUCUCUGCCAUAGAGAUCGACAUUCCUGUUGUGACACAUGCAUCUUAAGAAGACACAGUCUUGGAAGCCAAGUUCUUGUGCUCAUUCAGACCAUGAAAAUCACAGCUUGAUUCUCUCUGCUGCCUUGCAUUGAGCAUAAUCAUUUGUAAGGUCAAGUUUCGCAAGGUGCAAAGCAAUGGAGAGCUGAGUUCAGCAAGUCCGUUGCUGUUCUCAUGUGUUACUUCCUGACCAACUCUUUUUUUUUUUUUUUUUUUUUUAACUUUGAAGUCGCUACAGACAAAUUGCUGCUAAUGCUGGGACAGUACACUAACAAUAGUAUCUGUUCAUCCUUCUGCUAACUGAGAUUAAAGCAGGUUUGAACAUCUUUGCUACUUUGAUAAGCUACGAUUAGAUUCUGAUCCAGUUGUAAAAGCUCCAUAGGUGGACCCUUCCACCCAUGCAUUAUCCAAAUGCUGGCAGUGGAACUGGGUGCAGGGGGUUCCCUGAAUUUCUUGUUCACUUACACAUGUGUAUUUUAAGAUGUGAUGUCUGAAAAGGGUAAAGGGUAUUUGACAGACUAAUUCAGUUCUGUAGCACUGUUCUGCGUUUUCCACUGCACACAAAAAGCUACCCAAUCAUGAACUUCUGCAAUAGAAUUAGGGUCAAAUUACCCUAUAUUUUCAAAGUAGCUAUCAGAAGAAACUGAUUUAACUAAUAGUGUUCUUCUGUACUGUAAUAGCAUUUUCUGACUUACUGGAGGCUAGAAAGUUUUUUGUGAAUUUUAUUUCUAGUCUGUUUUUUAAUAAGUUAGUAAAAUCAUUAGAUCUAUUUUGUGAUUAAAACAAAAACCACUUGUAUUUAAAAAUUCUGUUUAGAAACUUGAAUGGUUUAUUUGAAGGCCAUCUUAAAGAUGGGUUUUCAAGUAGGCUUUAAAGGUUUAUUCAGUUCUGGAGAGAAAUGUCACUCACUGCAAAAUGGAUUAAGAAAAGCAUGAAGAAUUCUGAAGGCUAUGAAAGACUCUUUUAGAACACCGUACACAAGCUAUAACAACAUCUCUCUAGGAAGGAGGUUAUAACCCUGGGGAGAGAUUUUUAAAUCUAGAUUGUUUUGGUUUGGCUUUUUUUUUUUAAUGUAUAUAUAAGUAACAAUGAGCUUGUGUGUUUUUCAGAGUUGAUCUUUAUGGUUGUUGGACUUUCCAUGCUGUAGCUGAUUUAAUUACUGAUUAAGACUUAACCUUUUCAGCCUUGUUCUGCAACACCUUUCAAGUUGAGCUAUUUUAAAAUCCAGUUAUUUCCUAUGCUGCCACCUCACAACUAGAGAAAGUUUCCUAUUCCUGUUUUCUGUAAGAUGAGGUUUUGAAUAACUUGUGAGCAUCACUUUGUAGCUCUACGAGGAUGAGGAGGGAUUAUACAUUCCCAACCUGGAAUGUCUUUAGAUAAUUUUUUUUUCUUUCUGAAAUGCAGAGCAGCUCAGCCCUAAAGAUCAAAGUGUUUUAAUGUGAGCUUUAAAAUUACUUGGAAAUUUGAUAACAGUGAGUUGAAGAGUGUUGUAAUUAAGUCAAGUAUUUGAUUUACUCAGAUUUUGGCAAAUUGAGAUCUUGUGUUUAAGAUGUCAUUCCAGUAAGGAAAGUUAUUUUGAUUGGUGGCAUUCUGGAGCUUAGUGGAUAUUUGUAUUCCAUUAAUCCCAGAACAAAUUUCCUUUGCUAAAAAAUCAAAGAGAGUUCUUUAAUUCCAGUUCUGCAAACUCAUCCGAGGUCCUGAAAAUCAGUUUGUUUCCUUUUCCGUGCAUUAGAAAUAGGAACAAAUGCUGUGCUGGGCACAUAGAAUGUGUUGGGUUGGAAGGCACCUUUAAAGGUCAUCUAGUCCAACCCCCCUGCAGAAAGCAGGGACGAUCUUGUUCUGUUACACUCUGUGCAAUAACAGUAUAUUAAGAGGAAUCAUUUGGGGGUUUCUGGUAGGCCGUGGGCUUUGGUGGACUCGGACUUUAACUUCCUUUGGAGGAGGCUGAGCUCUGUCAUAAAUGCCCAGCAGAGUCAGUAAAGCGACAGGCCUUUCAGGCAGGCUGCUUGAUUAAAUUGCAGUCUAAGGAAUUAACACUGCAGAUGAUAAAGAAUACUUAAGGAGACAGGCCUUUAAAGUUACAUUAAUUUAAUACCCUCUUAGGUUUACAAGGUAUGAUGUUAAAUGAAGUAUCUUGUUUUUUUUCUUUUUCCUUUUAAUCAGAUCGUGACUUGUGUGGGAUUAGAAUAUGUAUAAUUACAUGCUAGCCCACUUACUUUUCUUCAAAACUGAACUUUGCUUUACAGUUACUCUGGUUGUCCAACCUUUGAUACUGUUGCUGUUUCAGCUGCCCGUAUCCUUAGAUGCUUUGUCAGGUCAAAGCAAAGGCUUGUGAUUUCACGUCAGGUUGCUUCCCUGUCACUCCAGUGUCUUUUCUUCCUUGUGCCUUGCUUAAGUUAUGAGUUGGCCAGUAAAUGUUAGUUUUCAGUCAGCAUCUGGUAUGCUUUUUGAGCCUGAAUUUACAAAGCAUUUUGAUCAUUUUGGUGGGAUGAUGAAUACAUCUCUCAGUGGCUUUAAAAGGAGCUGAAUCUUCAACAUCUCCAGAGCAAGAAAAGCAGCCUGGCAAACUGGUGUUUUCUAUGGAGAGUAAAUGCAGCCAGUGUUUUGUCUAUAUGCUUUAAAUAGCAGAUGUCUCUGACAGCUCUUUUGUGUUCUGACUUUGAUUUUUAUGCACUAAACUUUCAAUCAGUAUUUGCUGCUGCCUAAGCUGUUAUCUUGUUGCUUUGCAGUUUGUGUCUUUUCAAAAAUCUGAGAUGGAUCUGAGUUAUGAAAAGUGGGGAUCCAAAAGUUAGUGGAUUCCAGCGAAGGUUUCAGUUAAGGUCAUCUUUAUCAGUAGGACUGUUGCAUCAUGUUGUAUCACCGAAGCACGGCUGGGUUUCUUUCAACAGUGCUGUUAAUGUGAGUUUCUGCUGGAUCCCAAGUGAAAUUAACUGGAAGUGCUGUGCCGUAUUUCUCCUUCUUUACGGAAGGGGUGGCCAACCUGUGAUACUUGAGCCGAGUGCCACUCCAGCAUUUCUCUUGCUAAGGUUACCGUCCUGCCCAGCGGCGGGGCCAGGGAGUGACAGGCCUCCCAGGAUUUGGGGGAAGAACGCUUGUAUCCUGCCGGUAUCUGUGCCAGGGAAGAGCUGCUGUGGAGCAGUUAAACCCCCUGCCUCUGACCAGCCGUUCCUUCCUGGCAACUUCGCCGUGUGCAGGGCAGGCACUCUGGGCCUCGAACACAGGAGGAUUUUAAUUUGCGGCUCAUGCAGUCAACGGUUGGGUGCUCUGGGAUUACAGGAAUUUGUAGGGGUUUUUUCCUAGUAAUUCCUGUCCAACUUCUUGUUGUGUUUAAUUACAGUGUUGGUUCUUUUUAUGUGAAAAAGAAGAUAUGUAUUUUUAAUAAAACAUUCUCCUAUAGGUGCAGUUUAUUUUGAUCAAUUUUUGUGGAAAACAGUAACUGCUAGAAUACGAAAGACACUUUGUUUUGGUGUUGAUCGCCAGACUUGCCAGACUGUUUCAGAUGCCUUAACAGGGUUAAAAUAUGUUGCAUGUAUUUUAAUUCAUUAAUUUUACAGGACUGCUGCUUUAAACAAAACAAAAAAAACUUCCAAAAAACCCAGACCAACCCCCUUCUGAAAGCUUGACUAUUAUUUAUAAUUUCCCUUUAUUUUUAUUGUAAACUAAUCCUAAGAAGUACUAGGAUUCCUUUUUCCUUAGUGAGGAGGAGAAUGAUUUCCCUUAAUCUGGAGGAUUCCCUCUCUCUGCCUGCGGCCAGGACACGGGCUGGGGGCCAGGGUCUGGUUCAGCCCCAGGGCAGGGCCAAAGCCUCAGUGUGCCAUGGAAAAGGGCGCAGUCCUCCCCCCACAUCCAAAGCCCUGGCUCUUCCCUUUGUUCGUUCUGCUGCUCAGUCAGCCGGUGCUCACCCAGUGCAAUUUGCUAACCCAGCCAAAAACUUACGUCUUGGGUUAGUUUUCUCCUAGACUGGUAAGAUUUACAUUGUGUUGAAAGGCGGUGGUGGCAUUAGUCAUCCUCCUGCCCUCUCUCCUCUGCUGUGCUGGCUGUGCUGUCAGCUGGGGAAUCGUAGAAUCCUUACGGUUGGAAAAGACCUUUACUAUCGAGUCCAACUGUUAACACUGCCAAGUUAUCACUAAACCAUGGCCCUCAGCACCACAUCUACACUUCUUCUAAAUGCCUUCAGGGAUGGUGACUCAACCACUUCCCUGGGCAGCCUGUUCCAGCGCUUGACAACCCUUUUGGUGAAGAAAUUUUUCCUAAUAUCCAAUCUAAACCUCCCCUGGUGCGACUUGAGGCCGUUUCCUCUUGUCUUAUUGCUUGUUACUUGGGAGAAGAGACCGACCCCCACCUCACUACAACCUCCUUUCAGGUAGGUGUAGAGAGCGAUAAGGUCUCCCCUCAGCCUCCUUUUCUCCAGGCUAAACCACCCCAGCUCCCUCAGCUGCUCCUCAUAACACUUGUGCUCCAGACCCCUCACCAGCUUCACUGCCCUUCUCUGGACCCGCUCCAGCACCUCAGCGUCUUUCUUGUAGCGAGGGGCCCAAAACUGGACACAGUAUUAGAGGUGGGGCCUCACCAGUGCCAAGUACAGGGGGACAAUCGCUUCCCUAGUCCUGCUGGCCACACUAUUUCUGAUACAGGCCAGAAUAUGCUACUGCCUGACAUGUGAAAAUGGUUUGGGCAUCCCAGGGACUCGUGUCAGUCUGGAACGACGGUAACAUUUAGUGAUGCUUCCUUUCUGUUGCAUGCUGCUCCUGGCACCUACAGCUCGGCAGCACGAUGGUGAUUCGGCACCGAGCCUUUCCCCAUCUUUAUAGGGCAAAAUACAAACCCUUUGAGCGUUAGAAAUGCCAAUGCCAUAGUGCAAGUUCAAAAAACAAUCUGCGUUAUUUAUGCCUAAUAUAAUGAGACUCACUGGUAAUUCCUCUAGAUUUCUAGAACUCUAAACUGGCAAUCUAGUAAAUUGGGGUUUUCUAUUUGUUUGGGGAAGUAAAGUUUAUAUGAGAACAAUUCUCGUGGAGGGUGCACAGUAUAGAGCAGGUGUUGCCAGCAGUACAAUUCACUCGAGGGGAUGGAAAAACGAUUUGAUAUUCUUUGCUUCUGCGGGUUCAUGUCCUCCUUUGCUGUCACUUUCAGACAGGCCUCCUGUCCCUGAGAGUUGGUAUAAACCUAGGCACUGGUUGGGUGUUGACAUAAAUAAUGUGAUGCAGAAAACUCAAUUUCUCCCAAAACGUGGGAAUGCCUCAUUUUUUUCAUAUUAAAAUUCCUAAAAGAAAACAUCCCAUGCAUUUGCGCUCAUUGAAAACAAAUCUCUUGGCAGAUUUUCCCCUGUUUUAUUUCACAGGAACUGAAUUAAUGUACGUGAGUCAGCAGGUAUGUAUCGUUACUUAUCCCUUCUUGUAUCUGCUGAGCAGGCAGGUAACGCACCUUAGGCACAGCAUAAGCUUUUUUGUACGUUUUUUGUUCCACUGCUGCAUCAACAUUCAUCAAACUGGACACACAGAGGCCUCAUCGAAGGGUAAGAGAGUGGUUUCUGUUUUCAAAACUGCUUUUUAUUUGUGUUCCAAAUGGUCAAUUUGGUUAUUCAGGUAAUAGGCUGCUUGGGAUGGGGCCCUUGUCUUUUGGGUGCAGCAGCUUCAAGAUGUAAAGGCUGGGCGCAGGGCAGGAGAAAUUGUGGUGAGCUGGGGGGUGAGAGUGGUCAAAGCUGUUCUGAGGAGAGAGACUAGAAAGCUGGACUGCAAGGGCAAGGUGGUUGUCUUAGUUUCUGUUCUAACGAAGAGCAAAAUAUGUAAUUAAAGCUCUAAGUAUUUGAAUAAGCUUCUUGGCACCACAGACUCCUGGAAUAUGAUAAGCAAGCUUUGAAAACACAGCGUAUGAGUGCUGCCCAAGCAGCGUAUGUCCUUGGGAACCACAGAUGUUGGCCUAAGCGCUGAGCAUCCCUUCCCAGCUCCAUGCCAUGCCAGAAGCUGCUGCAUAGCCACCACUGCCAAGGGUGACAUUUUAGCACCAGAGCCUGGCGCUCUCCGUCUCUCUGGAAUCUCACUACUUGGUAUGGCAGCACUUCCACCAGUGAGAGGGUCUGUAACCAUGGCUAUUGCAGUAGUUUUCUUCCCAAAGCCAACAUAUAUUAAUAAACAAAUACGUAAGAUCAUUUACAAAGUCAUACUUAUGGAGUUUACAUAAAUACUAGCCAUUCGGUCAAACAGAAAUCAUUUCCUAAAACAGGUCCUGGAUGUAUCUUAACUUACUGCAGACACUUUUUGACCUCGUAUUCUAAAGGCUUUCACAUGUGAUUUCUUGAUGGCCUUAAGCAGAUGUAAAUAUAGUCUGCUACCAGAAGAUGAUGAAAUCCCAUCUUCUUGCUCCUUUUGCUAUUUAUUUUCUCCUCCGCUGAUUUAGUUUCCAGCCUCCCAGGCGCUGACCCGGGCUGCCUCCCGGUGACGAGCUCUACUGCAACAUAAAGGAAGAAUAUGUGAGUGGAAGAAGAUGAUGAUGAUGACAACCUUUGAUUCUUCAUGAAACCUUACUUUGAGAUCUUUGUUUUCUUAUCUCAUGAGCAUUUUACAUAUAGAAGACUCUGUGAAUUCUGAUUGUUAUUUUUUUCAAGGCAGAUUGUGUUUAUUAAUUGUAGAGGUGGUUGAAAAAUGCUGUGUUUUGAGAGACACGUUGAACAUUUAUUAGCAAGGCAAAAAAACCACAUUUCAGAAGUUUGUUCCCUGUUCUUUCAUUUCCUCACUCACUCAGAAAAAGGAAGUAUGACAAAGAAAAAAAAAUGCAACAAAGGAAAAAAAGAGUUGAUUUCUUUUUUUAUUGAAUUUGAAGAUUACACUGCUUUAAACUAUAUAUGUCUUAAGAAAUCUCAACCAAUGAUGAUAUUAGUAAGGAAAAGUGCUAUUUUUUGAGCAGGUGAAUGGUGCUAAAUAUUAACAUUUGCAUUAGCUUUAUAGGUUAGAUCAGAACGGUUUAGUGUCAUCUCUGAAGACUUAGCAUGAUCAAUGACUAUUAUUGCGCUGUUUUGACUCUUUAAUAAAGCUAGCAACGAUAAA
Chroicocephalus ridibundus (black-headed gull) is the source of this 7984-nucleotide messenger RNA. It is a transcript of the gene CLDN12, whose product is annotated as claudin 12. The transcript is spliced from 3 exons. Lineage: Eukaryota; Metazoa; Chordata; Aves; Charadriiformes; Laridae. The coding region runs from base 217 to 954 and encodes 245 amino acids. The record is from RefSeq and is a predicted model, not a curated record. Gene Ontology annotation, cellular component: plasma membrane.